CUGCGAGCUGGGAAGUCUGUCCACGGGCUUUGCUGAUUCGAUCUCGAUUCGAUAGAUUGUUCAUAAAUUUAUUCACUAGCUCUACACCCGAGGGGACUCAUUGCCAUCUCGUAAGCGAUUGUCGCAACGGACCCCGGCUCGUGUUGGCUCUACUCCCAGGGCUACUUCUCUUAGAGGCUUCACUUUUCAUUCACUCCGGAGAGAAGAUCAACUCAAUUGCGGCUCAUCCGCCAAGAUAAGAUGGCCUACACCGAUGAUGCUGUGAAGGCAAAGCUCUCCGCGCUCAACGAGACGCAGGAGGGCAUUGUCACCGUCGCGCAAUGGGUCAUGUUUCACAGGCGACACGCCGAUAGAACCGCGCAGCUUUGGCUGCAGAAACUCCGUGAUUCGCCUGCCCCGAAACGAUUGAACUUGGUAUACCUUGCCAACGAGGUUGCGCAACAGUCGAGAGCCCGACGGAAGGACGACUUCCUCAUUGCCUUCUCCCCGGUCAUCGCCGAAGCCGUGGCCACCGCAUACAAAGGUGCUUCCAACGACAUCCAAACAAAGCUUCGACGGGUGGUAGAAGUGUGGAGGCAAAGAUCGAUCUUUGAACUACCUAUUCAGGAAGCGGUAGAGUCCCGUGUGGACGAAAUCGACAAAACUCGCUCCACUGGCAAGAAACCGCUGCUGGGAGGCUCGCUGUUUGCAGCUCCAUCUGGGUCAUCCACCCCCGCGGAGCUUCAACCUCUUGCGCCUUUGCAAGUUGCCGUUUCGAAGCAUACAGUGGCCUCCGGUGCCUCUGCUACAACCGCAAACGCAGAGUAUGAAAAGCUGAAUGACCCCAACACUCCCCUGCCGACGCCUCCGGUGUACGCUGCACGUCUCAGCCAAUUGUUGAAGGCACUCGCGAACGCCGAGAGCUCGGUUUCCGAGGUCAUCAAAUCGCGAACCGCCCUCAUCGACGGCCUCGAGAAACUUCUGGAGACCAACCGUUCGGCCCUGACGAAGGAGCAGUCCCUCGCUGCGCAAUUCUCCGAGAGAAAGCUGGAAACCGAGAGAAAGAAAAGAGAGGUGGAAGAUAGCAUCAUGAGAGGUCUGUCCGCUGAGAACUCGCCCGCUGCUACCCUCGGCGACUCCGGGCUUGGAGGCGAGGCCGUUCCUCGUCCGGAGGUUGAAGCUCUGACUCCACCGCCCGUCGAAGCUCUGACCCCCGUCGGGUCUCCCAAGGAGCAGCAGGAGCCAACUCUUCCGGGCACAUCUCUCGAUCCUCAAGCAUCCGCAGGAUUCACCUUGGGGGGCUUCACAUACCCCCCAGCAGCGGCAGAGCCUUCUUUCCCUAGCGCCGACCUGCCCUCGGCUUAUGCCGACCCCCAGGACCCCAACGGAUUCUACGCCAAAAAGCGAAAAGUUGACCACAGCGAAGAGGAUUACGCCAAAUUUGCAAGCGGGGAGCUGGAUGCCGAUGUUGCUGAACUGUUGCAGCAGGAGGGUGGAGCGCCGCAGCAGUAGAGCAGCGGUUAUUUAUUGUCAUUCAUGGCGGGGUAGUUUGCCAUGACUAUGGGAGAGUGUCCUUGAAUUGCCUUUUUAUUUCUAUCUCUGGUUCUACUUGUCAUCCUCUUGCAUGUAUUUCGUUCUACCGGAGCGACAUUGGUUUUUGAUUUGCGUUGCAAUAUUCAUCCUUCAUUUCCUGCGCGGAGGCUGGUUCGUGCCGGGUUUCGUUAUGAUAAUUGCUUGGAGAUAUCAAGUGCCAUGUGGUCAGAUUUCACAUACUUUGCCUGUCUUGUCGGGACGCAUAUUCAUUUAGGUAUACCUACAUCUCUAGCUUACGGAAUCGUUG
Molecule: messenger RNA, 1819 nt
Organism: Aspergillus steynii IBT 23096
Lineage: Eukaryota; Fungi; Ascomycota; Eurotiomycetes; Eurotiales; Aspergillaceae
Product: CTD-interacting domain-containing protein
Exons: 5
Coding region: 241-1491 (416 amino acids)
Biological process (GO): mRNA 3'-end processing
Cellular component (GO): RNA polymerase II, holoenzyme
Molecular function (GO): RNA polymerase II C-terminal domain binding
Source: RefSeq, a predicted model, not a curated record